This is a messenger RNA of Mauremys mutica (yellowpond turtle), 7666 nucleotides long. RefSeq names its product BCLAF1 and THRAP3 family member 3 (gene BCLAF3). Gene Ontology annotation, cellular component: mediator complex. Gene Ontology annotation, biological process: positive regulation of transcription by RNA polymerase II. NCBI's taxonomy places the organism in Eukaryota, Metazoa, Chordata, Testudines, Geoemydidae. The record is from RefSeq and is a predicted model, not a curated record. Gene Ontology annotation, molecular function: DNA binding; transcription coregulator activity. The transcript has 13 exons. Bases 215 to 2380 code for a protein of 721 amino acids.
CGCGGUUCGUCACGUUACGCCGGGGCCCAGCUCUCCGCGCGGCGGGCCCCGAAGCGGCGCUGGGGCGGCACAGGGUAUCAAAGUUAGGCUUACUGGUCUAUAAUUCCUGGGAUCCUCUUCCCCCUUUUAAAAGAUUGGCAAAGGACAAACAUAAGUACCCGUCCUCCAUGAGUUCUUGAAGCUUCAAGAAACUAAUUGACACACACAUCAAAAGAUGGCUAGAUCUAGAUCUAGAUCAAGAUCACCAAGGUGGAAACACAGGUCCUUAUCACCUGCAUUUAGGAGCCCAGAACACCAGAGACAAAGACACGCUCAUAUUAAUUAUGACUGUGAAUAUAAGGGAUUUAGGAAGGACCUAAAGAAACCUAUGUCUUGGAGAGUGGAAGAUGGGAAAUACGGACAAAGCAAUUCUAGAUUUGCACCACAUGGGAAUCUCCACCACAGAAUUUAUGAACAUAGAUCAUCUUCGCCAAAUGUAAAAAGAACUCCUUUAGAGGAUACAUAUAGUCAUAAACCCUAUAGAACACAUUCAUCAGAAAGGGGUGAAGGCAACAGGAGAUAUCAAUUUCCACCCAAAUACUCAGAAGUAUCCUACAAAGAACACGAUCAGCCUUUUUACUCACACAAAAUGCAAGAAAGAUAUAUGCCUGAGGACUUCAGAGUCACUGGAGAUGAAAAAGGAAUGAAACCUUUUCAUAGACCAUUAGGGGCUUCAUGUAAAUUUGAAAGAAAAUGGCAUGAAGAUGAAAUGAGGCACCAGAAGUUUCAGGAAGACAAAUAUGGUCAGUCGCUCCGAAGAGCUUCUGAAGAAUUUCCGACAAGGAGCUCUUUGCAGAAGAGGUAUCCUGAAGAUCGUGAUUACAGAGAACAUGGGCACACAUCUAAAAGGGCUAAAGAAAUUGAGAGAGAUGACGAUGGAGAAAUAGCAAGAAAUCACAAAUGGAAGCAAGAUCGUUCUUUUCCACCCUACCAAAAAAAGGAGGAGCAAAGAAACAUUGGUCCCCAAGCUCAUCGGUCUGCUGAAAGGGAGUACACAAAGAGUUCUGUUACGAAGAUAGCAUAUGACUAUAAUUACAAACAUCAUAGACACCUAGAUGGGACAAAAUCUUUUUCUGAUGAUAGAGCUCAGAAGUAUGUAAAGCAGGAAGACCAAAAAUAUAAUUCUCCUAAGGGUGCUCUGAAUAGCAAAGAGUUAGAUUAUUGUAGUGGUGGAAGAGUAAGACAGACUGAAGAAGGGCAUAAUGAAGUGCCCAUUAAAUAUAGUUCAGAGAAGGGCUGCAAUGCAUGUGCCAACUCUUACAAAAAUGAUGUUGAUCUGAGACCCUUUAAUAACACAAAGAAGGAAAGAGUAAGGAAUGAAGGGGAUUUCAGAAAAAAAAUAGAUUCUUCUAAUAGCCAUCAUGACACAAGUCAUACAGUUUCAGAUGUGAAAAUGUCAGAUGUCACUCCUAGGAAGGAGCUGCUCACAAUCAAAGUGGAUAUGAAGAAAAUGAUGAACAAGUACAGGACUGGUUCUAGCCAUACUAUGGAGCGGCAGAUGUCACAUGAUCUGGUCGCUGUUGGCAGGAAAAAUGAAAAUUUUCAUCCAGUGUUUGAACACAUGGAAUCUGUAACACAAAAUGUUGAGAACAAUCCAUCAAAAGAAUUUACUCAGGAAAUCAUAACAAUUAUCCAUCAAGUUAAAGCAAAUUAUUUUACAUCUUCUGACCUAACUCUAAAUGAACGCUUCUCAAAAAUUCAGGAUAAACCAGUUGUAAAUUUAAAUGAAGUUAAAAUAUAUUCAGAUCCAGAAAUUCACAGGAGAAUUGAUAUAUCUUUGGCAGAACUUCAGAAUAAACUAGCUAUGCCAUGUGACUCUGGACAGACUGUUGUGAGAGUUCUAGAAGAUCCAAAUGAUCUACGGCAUGAUAUAGAGAGGAGGAGAAAAGAGAGGCUGCAGAAUGAAGAUGAGAGAGUGUUUCACAUAGACAGUGUAAUUCAAAGGAAUGAGCACAAUGGUAGCUUUUUAAAAUUACAGAACUCUCAAAUUGAUGGAUUCCAAAAACCUAUAAGAUUCCUAAAACCACCUUUCAGGAAAUUUAUUAGGAAACCUCACAUGAAUUCUUAUUAUGUUGCAAAAACAAAUGACAUCUUUACUCACAGACCAUUUGGAGGACACCUGGAAAAUCCAAGACCCUUCAGAAGACCCUUUAAGAACAACUUUACAGAUGGUCGAUUGCAACACAGUUAUAAAUCAGGCUUAGUACAGAAGGGUUUAUAUAUUCAGGCUAAGUACCAGCGGCUACGUUCUGCUGGUGUAAGGGGAUUUACCACUUAUAAAUUCAGAGAAGGAUUUUUGAGGAAAGAAAAGGAACAGUCAGGCAUUGCCACAGAAACCUGAACUGUGAUAAGUGGAGACAUACAAUAACACGGCAAAGGAGCAUCGGUUUGUUUUUUGACAACUUUGUCAGGAAUUAAAAUGGGAGAAAUGAACUAACACUGUAACUGUCUCGAUAAAAUAACUGUUUUUUCAGUAGUAGCAUGCUGCAGAACUUUUUUACGGUUUUAAUAAUUGCUUUUAAAUUACAGUAUUCAAUUGAAAAGUUUAAAAUGGUACCUUUGGUUCUUUUUGCAAACAAGUCCCAAAAAAGAAAAAUUGAAGGGAGUCUUAUUUAUUGAAUACUUUUUCUCUAAGCAUGAUUUUUAUGAAUAGAACUUGAGUUGUUAUACACAGAGGUUUAUAUGUUGAAAAGUUUAUUGCUUACAUAAUAAAAAAAAGGGAAAAAAGUGCCUGAAUUGUUCAGUGAUAGAAUAUUAGCUCAGGACUCUCCAAACAAUGAUUUCUUAGGUUGUGCAAUAGAGUUUACAGCUCUUUUGAGUCAUUUCCCUAGAACAAUCUUUUGUAUUUAUUUUUGCCUUAUAUUUAGUUGGGUUUUUGACUUAAAUAUAUAUAUAAAUUUGUAAAUAAAUUGUUAGAAAAAUUGUAACAAUUUCCAACAUUUUCUAAAGAUGUGUAAUAAUGGGUAGGUAUGUCAUCUGUUACAUAGCAGUAACUUAUAACUGCACUGAGAUGCUUGGGUUACUUAGAGGACUGGUUGACCUGUAUGCAGAAAUAUUCUGGCUCAUCGCUUUUUUCCAUAUAUAUCAUUUCUUGAUUAAGCAACACAUUGUCUUAUCUUCUGCUACAAGUAACUUAGGGACUUACUUGAUUCUAAAAGUGGGCUUAAAGAUAUGUAAAAAAUUAGAUAAGAGGAGCAUAUUCUCUAACAAAACUGUUUAUAACAAACUAUUUAAGGCAAAAAGCUUGUAAUUUUUUUAUUAAAAUCCCAAUCAUUCUCCAUAGUUUACCACCCCUCAAUAUCGUUAUGCUUUAUGCAAAAAUCAAGCAGGCUGAUGUACAUAAUAUAAUGCUCAGGCCUAAGCAAUACUGUAUUGUGUUCAUUUCCCAUUUAUAGUUUGAGCCUUAAUGUAGCUAUGAUGGGGCUGUUUGUGUUAAAGAUUUGUUUCAGACUUCUUAAUACAAGUACGCUAAAGGUAUAUAACAAGUAACUUUUCCAGGGAAAACUUUCUAAUUAAUUUUAAGAAGAAAGUUAUUGUCAUCCAAUCUUGCGCAUUUUAGUAAUCUCCAACGUGAUAGUAGCCAUAAAAGUACACAUUAGAAUCUCAUUUAUGGAAUGUAUUCAGAAAACUGGCACAUUCAAUAGGCAUGUGAAAAUACAAAGGAAAACACUCAAUUUUUGGGAAGAUCAAGCUAUAAACAAUAUAUACUGCAUGAUUUUCCAGAGUACCUUUAAUAAUAGGAGUAUUUGACUUAUUGAAACUCCUAAGCCGUGGUUCAAGGGACUAUAAAAUUUUAAUACACUGAAAUCUGCCUAAAAACUUUGACAUACACUUUGAUACACAGUUUAGUCCUCAUGUAGGAUAAUAUUCAGUACUUACUAGUAUAACUGUGAUUCAACAACAGAGACACAUGUCGUCAUCUGUGAAUGUUUCCAAAAGCUAAAUACAGGACUUAGGUGGUAAUGUAAAUACACUGCUCUGUUCAAAAAUUAAACUAGUUUUUUCAGUAACUUACGGUGUGCAUAAGCCAAACAGAAAGCUGUGUUAGAAGAAAGGUUUUCUUUUUCAAACCAAUACAACUAACAAUGUACAGGUAGCAGUAAAUAUUUUAAAUAUUAGACUGCAUAAAGUGACCCUGUCCAAAUCUAGGCCCAAUUUGUGCUCAAACUGUCCAACAGGAAUGCUGCUUCUGAAUGUGGAGAAAUAUCUUUAAACAACCGUACACACAAUAGAACGUAAACUGUUGAAGCUGCAUUGCUUUAUGGGGCAAUACACUGUUGUACUAUUUCUGAAACAUUUUCAUUGUUUUCACAAAAGUCCUGCAGAAGAAUUACAUUUUGAGCCAAGUAGGAAAAAAUGGGUACAUGAGACAACUCCUCCAUAUCUGAUAAGGGAAUUUGAUACCAUUGUGUGGGACUAUAUAGUAUUGGUGUAGUCAGAGAUCAAAGUUAAUAAUUUUAUGCAAAAAUUCCAACAUUAGAAGUAUAAAUGACUUCCCCAACUGACUAGUAUGUUUUGCUGAUUCUACCUAUGACACUGGGUAGCUUUAAUUUCUUUUGUACUUCAGUUAUAUCUUGUUCUGUGCACGGUUUUAAAAGACUGAUGACCACUGAUGGUAACACAUUGCAAAUGGCACAUAUUUUAGACUGUAGCCAUUGUAAUUUUAUAAACUUUUCUAAUAGGGGGUGUCAAACACUACUCAUUCAGUCAUUUGUACUUUGACAUGCUUUUCUUAAGAGCUCACCACUUUAACAAAUUAUUUUUUACUAAUAAUUUAGCAAUGCUAAUUCAAGAUUCCUCGACUGCAUUAAUUUAAUAAAUUGGGUGUAUAGCUAUUUUAGCUUACAGGAAUUUACUUGAAUUUGAGGUCUUUUUAAAACAGCCUGAGUUACUACUACAUGCUGUUAUCCAGCAUGAUAUCUACAUUGAAGAGCAGCUGCUGUCCUGCUAAUUGGGGGAAUGUUGUAGAGAUGACUCCCUCCACAUUGUGCAAAGACUUCAUUACAUAUUGUGUGAUAGCGUAUCUUUAUACACAAAUGUACACACACACAAUUGGCUCACUUAGCACUGCACACUUAACUGAUUUCUGUGUUAGAUGAAUACUAUACAGUGAUGUACCUGCUGAGAAUAAUAGACUGAAAUACCAAAAGGCAGCCCAGAAAUAGAGGAAGGUGGAAGGAGGAAGUUAGUGAGAGUUGUAAGAAAAAUGAGAUCAUAACAUUAUUCUGUGCCUUUCUGUAAUGUACUGCAUUAAGGAAAAUAACCUCUUGCUGUACAAAAACAAAAUGUCAUUUUCAAAAUCAGUUUGAUGGAAAUGUGGGCAGGAGACAUUUGUGGAUUACAAUAGCCACUUUGUUUCACUAUGCAAGUAAUUCUCAGCCUCCAUAUUGUAGCUUAACUAAAAGGAGGCAUAGGUAUGUCCUUUUAUUGGCAAAGCCAAUUGACACUAGUAUUGUGAAGUGUUAGCUGUUGAAUAUGUAAUUAUGUCUGACAGCCAUUCUUUUUAGUUUUCUUUUUAAAAUUUGUGUAGAUCUUUAUUGUUAAAUUGCUUUCAGUCAUCUCGAAAUGACUGUACUAGAAUGAUGCUUGUCAUAUUCCCAAUAGCAUUUUAUAAAUUUUAUAAAUUGAAAUGUUUAAAUUAUUCUUCACCACUAUCCAAAAAUGCAGUGGUUUAAUACGAUCAAAGUUCCAUUUUUAAGUGUGUAAUUGCUUUGACAUAUACAUCUGACAUUGCAUGGCUAGAACCCUAAUUUAAUCUUUCGGGUGUUUUUUGCUUUGAUGAUCAGACUCAAAGUUAAGAAAAUUGUGGGAGUUACUGGAAAACUAGAGAGCUAACACACUAGUAGAGCUCUGCCUUACCCUCUUUGGUUUGCUUAAUUUUUAACAACUUUUUCAAAAUUCAACAAUUUACCUUAGGACUUAGUUAUAUCCAGGUUUUGAGACAAGAAGACUACCUCAGUGCAGAUGACUGAUUUCUUUGGGGAUUCACCUGAAGGCCCAGUCUGGACACUAACUCACUAUACCUAGGUGCCAUCCUCUCUUCCACGGCAUCUGGAUGAAACAGACAUUCAGCUUCCGGUGUCUGAGCUUAGAGUUGCACAGAUAAUCAAAAGGUUGAAGGUCUGUGAAACUUGAUAGAAAAGGAAGGCUUUUCAGUCCAUGGAAAAAUGCAUCUCCAUCUUGACUCAGACAUGAUGGACAGAGUGAGAGGGGCUUCAGUGAAGUGAUUAAGAUACUGGUGGUAAGUGAUAAGGAAGACUUGGAAAAUACACUUGUCUCUUCCGUAUUCACCUCAGAGGACGGAGAGAGCAUACAAUCCUUACUAAACUUUGCUUUACCUGCUGGAAGAAUCUGCUUUCCCAAGGUCUUUAGAAACAGGACACACAGUUUGCCUCUGUUUAAACUGGUGUUAGUGCCAUCCUUGCCAAGUUGUCUAUAUUUCUUGGUUAAAGGGAAAAUCUUAAAAUUUGUACACCACCUAGUGCAGCAAAAAUCUGCAAAAACUUAGUGCCUAGAUAUAUGCACAGAUCUCUUGCCUAUGACAUGACUUUAUUCCACUGGUGCAGGUUAGGAAGAUACUUGGUGCUUCAGCAUCCCUGCAAAGAAAAGUACCAUAAAUAUAAUUUUAAAAUAGCAACUGCAAGAACUAUGAAUGCUUACCUACAACCCUCUAACUCUUCAUUAGACUUCCAGGAGUCAGUUAAAUGUUGACCACUGUCCUAUCUCAGUCUUGGCUAAGAGAAAAAUUCAGUGAUAAGGAGUUGACAUAACUACUCUUAUAACAAAGUCCUUAGCCUGUUUCUUGAGUAAAUACUUAGGCAUGUGAUUUAGCACAGCCUUGUGCCUCCCUACUUUCUUCAUAUACUUCCCCCCCCACACACACACUAUACUAGCUGUUGCUCUGAAUCUGGUCUGAGUCAUUUAAAUCUCAUAGUCUUGAAAUGUUGGUGUAAUAUUCUGUAAAUAAUUUAGUUGCUAAUCUUAUUUUGUGACUGGUUUCUUUUUCUCGUGACUGUUUUUAUUCUAGUUAAUGAGUUUGAUGAAGGGCCCUCCCAGUGAGUUGCUGAUUAAGUAAACAGUCCUUGGAACAACAAAAGCUUCUUUCCUUUGUUUAGAUAUUAUCAACAAUUUUCCAUCCAGCAGGGAUGUGGCUAGCUGUACAUUGUUAAGAAAUACAUUUAAAGUAGAUCCCAUCUAUACUGCAGCUCCUCUCCAUUAAACCUUUUAAAGUGUUUUUUUAAGUUUAACAUGAUUGUUUCUGCUGGUGUGGAUGGGGAAUAGUAUUUUUUUUUUAAAUCUUCACUAUUAAGAGUAAAACUGUCUUAAGUGUGACUUAGUCUCCCAAUUCACUAUAAUUACUCUAUGUUUAAUAGUUUCCUGAUCAACAACCUAUAUAUUGACAUUCAAGUAUGCUUAUGUUUGACUAUGUACAGAUACAAUGUUCCUACAAACUCUAAAUAGAUGUUUUAACAAAUAUAAUUUUUUAGAGUUGCAAAUUGUUUUAAUGAGUUGUUUUAGCAGGAGGAAUUGAUAUCAUGUGUAGUUAUUGAAGUAGUGUCCAGUUUUCCUUAGAAAAAAUUCUGCUAGAUUCUUUCUGCAAAAAUGUAGUCCAUAAAAAUAUUUGUGU